Megalobrama amblycephala (Wuchang bream) is the source of this 4328-nucleotide messenger RNA. RefSeq names its product methyl-CpG binding domain protein 1a (gene mbd1a). The transcript is spliced from 14 exons. Gene Ontology annotation, molecular function: DNA binding; zinc ion binding. Bases 416 to 2788 code for a protein of 790 amino acids. Lineage: Eukaryota; Metazoa; Chordata; Actinopteri; Cypriniformes; Xenocyprididae. The record is from RefSeq and is a predicted model, not a curated record.
GGUGAAUAUUAUUGAGCGACUAAAUUUAAUUCGGUCAGGAUCGACUUCCUACGAUGCUUGUGUCAGCACAUGCGCAGUAGAUCACCGAAAGUAUCGCUGAUCGGAGAGAGAACGAGGCGCAGAUGAACGGCUCGAUCGACUGCGUGAGACGCGAUGAGGUGUAACAUAAUGAUCCAUAGCCAGUAAAGACAUGGAUGAAGCGUUGGAUCUUUGACAUUUCAUGCAACCCAGGCUGUUCGUAACAUUUUGAGAUGAGAUUAACCCCUCCGAUUCAUGGACUAAAAAGCCUUUUUCCUAUUUAAAAAUGUGAGCCAGUGAUUCAAUAUCCAUACUCUUCCUGGGAUGACUCAAAACCAUUGGUCUCACAAAUCUACUAGUGAAAUAAAGGCCUCGAGGCCAGAGGAAAAGAUCAGAUAUGACGGAUGAGCUGAACAGGGCAUCAUCUGAACCGGAGACGACGAACCCGGAAGAGACGAUGCAUCCGAUUGAAGGAGACAUUACCGCCGUUGAGGAAAAUACUAUGUGGGACGACAUGCCUGGCAAAGUGACGGUUGAGUUGCCACCUGAUUGGCUGAAGCCAAUGGAAGAGGAUGAAGAUGAUGGUGUUGAUGGUCUCAGGAGCAGUGAACGCAUCAACAGGAGGACCAAUGAUGGCGUUCCGAAAGUAAAACGACGCAGAGGUCGGCCUCCGAUUGCCAGAAAUGUUAGACAAGGACUUAAUCGUUUAGAUUUCAAGAAAGGAUUACACAUGGAUCGCACUAGGAGAACUAAGAAUGCUCGUUCCCUGUUGGACAGCAGACGUUCAGGUCUCUCAUCGGGAAAUGCCACUCCAGUCCCAGAUCCAAGCCGCACACCUGAAGUUUUACCCAGAACACCCCAGAGCAUCAUUCACAGCUCGACAUCCACACCCCAGAGACCCCGACUCACCCCCAGCAGCAUCUCCAACACACCCAACACAGAAUUUAACAGCCCUCCGCGCCUCACGAGAAUCUCGCCGCUUAAUAUCGACCCAUCCGGAACACGGAAUUUUAUUCACACUCCUUCGGUAAAACUGGGUAAUGUUUCCCAACAGAUAAUCGGUUCCUCUAGCGAACCUGGUAAAGCUGGCACUGAGCUGCCCCUUCGACUCUGGCUUUAUCCAUCUAUGGAGCCAAUUAGCCCUACAAAAACUCAGGAUACACUGAUCUCAGAUCUGCCUGUAAAUUCGCCAGAUUUCCCAGAGAUUACGCUUAAGGGAACAAUGUCACUGAAGGAAAGUCAUCCUAUGCUCAGUAAAUGUGAAAACUGUGGCUCUCCAUUUUCUGCUCAGAAGGCUGGAGACACGUUGUGCUACACAUGUAGGCCUAAACCAGAGAAGAAGCAAUCUCCUCCAAACAUUGUGUUUAGGAAGGUGGGGCAGGAUCAGUGGGAGGUUGGGAAAAAAAAACACCCAAGAAAACAAAUACUGAAACCUCGUCCCGGAUACAAGAGAAUUUCAAAAAAGGAUUUUGUCCCUGAUGGUGGUGAUGAUGAUGAUUGGGCUCAAAAGAAACGGAAUCGCAGAAUGUGCCGGCAGUGUGACGCGUGUCUUCGUGAAGAAGACUGUGGCAAAUGUGACUUCUGCAUGGACAAGCCAAAGUAUGGUGGCAGUAACAAGAAAAGGCAGAAAUGUCGCUUACGUCAAUGCAAGUUUCAGUCAAAGCUUCAUUCUCAAACUGCAAAAAGAAACCUGAAUCCGUCCCUUCCACGAAGAAGAACAAACAUGAAAUCCAAGAUCAAGAGGCGUGGGAGACCAGCAAAAAAACGGAGAUUCAGAAGCAAACCCUGGGAGGAGGAUGAUGAUGAUGAUGAUGACGACGAAGAAAUGUCUGACAAGGAUGAUGACGAAGAAGAAGUGAAACAUUAUAAGAUGAAUGGCUCCAAGGCCAGAGGAAGGAGGAAAUGGAAUUACAGCUUUAAGGAAGAGGACGACGACAUGUUCAUUGAGGCCGUGCUUGAGGAUGACGAACCAUCCAACAUUGAGGAGGAUCCUGUUGUUUUGGGCAAUGAAGGGUCAGUGAUGGCGUCUAAUGAGAUGUACUCAAACACCUCUGAACUCGGUGCUCAUCAGGGAUUAUACUACAACAUGCCGGGCAUGCCGGUGCCGUCUCAAAUGCUUGGAUCAGGACCUCUGUGUAACAACAAUCCGAUGCCGCUGGGUGAGGUCAUCGGUUCUUUGCCAAUGGGGGAUGAUGCGACUCAGAAUGGUUUUCUUCAGAUUGAAAUGGUGAGAGUGGGGUCACCACCGUCACAUUUCACAGAAGAGCCAGUAUCAGAAUCUCAACAGGAGCCCACGCCGGUGAUCACUCAGAUCUUCAGUCUGGCGGGAGCAGAGAGCGACUGCGACCGAGACCAAGGCCUCAUGGAGCUGUUCACUUCCCUAGGCCAGACUGUGCUGCCCCCUCACUGGGUGUGCGUCAUGGCCAAAGGCCCCGUCCUCCAGCUCCUGCAGUGCUCCAAGCUCUCCACCAUGGCCGACACGAUCGUCCAGAUCGAGAAGGGCUUCUUCUUCCAGGUCAGCGUUCAGAACCAGCCUCUCCUGCUCAUGCACGCCGUCUACUCGCGCCACCCCACCUGCCUCGAGACGGUCGAUGAUGUGGUGUCGCUCCUGCUUGACUUGGAAGGCCUGGGCGUGUGUCAGGGCUACCAGAGCCUCGACAUGGGCUCGCCCUGGGAGCCCAGAAUGUGCGUUCGAGCGGCUCUGUGCGAUUUGCUCAUUUCCAAGGAUGAGGAACAUUGUGUGAAAUGCACGCAGCCUGUGGAGGGGUGAUAUAUCUUCUGCGAAAAUUUACUGUAGUUUUCGAACAAUCACAAUUUGUUCGGAAAAAAAAUCUUCCACCAGUUUUUAAGCUUAUAGUGCAGUCAGAGCUGUUUCCAACUUAUGGAGCCCCUCACAUGACAUGUGGACAAAAAUAUAUAUAUCGUGGUCACAAAUUAAGAAUUUAUUUCCAUGAAUUAAGAAUUCGUUCACUCGUUUUAGAUAAAUCGUGACUAUGAAUUAAGAAUUCGUUCUCUAAAACAAGGGAACGAAUGAUUACAACGUGGCCAUGAUUUAGUAAAUUAGGGAACGAAUUAUACCGUGUGCACAAUUUACUUAAAACGAGGGAAGGGGUUAGUAAAAUGUGCUGACGUAUUAGUAAGUCGUGGGAAAAUAUUGUUAAUUCGUGGCCACCUUAUACUUUUUAUUUUUCCAUCAUGUCAUGUGUGGGGCUCCGUUCCAACCUCACGAUGAAUCGACAUCCAAAAUGGUGCUUCUUUUUUGUUUCGUUUUCAGAAAUGUGGAAGUUAGUGACGUGACAAAAACAAUCCAUCGAAAAAAGGACUCACAAAAAACAUUGAGUUUUACCAAAACCCCUUCUUUCCGUCACUCUCCAGUUCUCAUUUAAACUACCUCUCAAUCAUUAUAUGGACCAAUUUCAACCUUAAACUUCCCAGGUGCCCUUUUUCAGGCUGAGUUAUUGAUUCAGAGCUGUUUGGUGAACAUGUUUAUUGUUGUACAAUGAAAAGCGUGUUAUAAGCUGCCUUUGUUGUGCUAAAUUUGGGGUUGGAUGUUCAAACCUAAACCAAAAUCACUCUACCUUCAGAAGUAGUCUGCUUUUUAUUGAUACCUUACACUGUAUUUAAUUUGUACCCCAAAGCGAGCAAGCAUACUAUCUUUCAUAAUGCGUUUUGUACGUCUUUCUUUUUUCUUCCCCUUAUUAUUUGAGCGUUUUAUGCAAUGGAAGAUGCGCUCUGGUCUUUUUUUGUCCUGUUGUUAAUCACACCUGCUUUCGUGUGACUGAAUUGUGUUACGCAUGAUAAAGUGCAACUAAUGGCACGCUGCAAACUGCAGUGCAUCUGUGUGCAUUUCUGCUGUCGUGUGUAUUAUUCCCAGCCUACUGUAGAGGUCCGACCGGGGAAGGCCUGGUGAACGGCAUCUUUUAUUACACUGAUUGGCCUUUAUACAGUUUAUGCAUAUUUAAAUUCUUCCUAAGAGAGUUAAAUCAAUGCAGAUAAAAUCAGACCUUCUUAAUUUAGUUCAACAUUUUGUUCAUUUUUCAUUCCUGAGUGAUUUAAUUAAAAUAUUGGAAGCGGAAUUGAAAUUUGUUAACCUCUACCCCUGGAAAUGUGUACAAAAUGAGCUGUAAAAUACGUAAUUGUCGGAAAUUAUUUAUAAAUAGAGGAUGUAAGCUAGAGGUGUUUCUGAGAGCAUCUCUGUAUUGUAAAUCUUGCCCUUUUUGGUCUGUUUAAACACCAAGUUCAGUUUUUGAAACACUGUAAAGUAAGAUUUUUAUGAAGGGUGGGUGAAAAUAAAGUUUGUUUUUCUUACA